AUGGUACAGUCCUUACCGAGGGAAUGUCUCGAAGAAGUAUUUCAUCUACUUCAAAAUGACAAAGCUUCUUUACACGCUUGUCUUCUGGUCAACCGAUUUUGGUGUUCAAGUGUAGCUCCUUUCCUAUGGAGGCAUCCUUUUAAACUUGCCAAAAAACCUUGUCCGGAACUCAUAGAAAUAUAUACCUCUUUAUUUGAUAAGCGAGUUAAAUGUGAACUCAAAGUUGAAGGGAUCAAUAUACCAAUUUUAACUGGACCAAAAGUAUUUGAUUAUCCAAGUUUUCUACGUGGCUUUCGUUUUGACGAUCUAUAUGAGUCAACUUCAGCUUGGUUACAAGACGGUUAUGAUAAAGGGCGACAAAUUAAACGAGAAUCCGAGGUUUUUGACGAUCUUCGUGUUAUUAAAAUAUUGGUAAAUGAACUUUGUAAAUUAUUUUUUAGUAAAACACGGGUUAUCGAAUCUCUUUCACUCAACACCCAACGUCUCGUUGGCUUGAUUGAUCGUCGAUUUUGGUCACAUCAUCCUGGUGAUAUACAAUAUACACCUACUAGCUUUGAGGAUUUUCGUGGUGCCUAUGGGUUUGAUGAUCUUCUAAAAUUACCUUCAUAUUUUGGUGCAAGCGCUUGUUUACCUUUCUUGCAAAAGUUUGAGUAUGGAGGUGAUGCAACUGAUGGAAAAAUUAUGGAAGUUUUAUCAAUGAUUUGCAAGAAUCUUGAUACUCUUGAAAUAAGUUUUUCUUCAUGGCAAAGGAAACAUGCUGACCCAAUGAUGAUGUUAAGUCUUUUACAGGCUCAACAUUCAUUGAAACGUGUGGUUCUUCGACGUGGUGGAUCAAAUUGUCUUCCUGUGCUAAUAGAAGGCUUGAAAAGUCAAGCAAAUUCGUUAAAUUAUUUAGAGUUUAACGGAGCUGAUUUUCGAAUUUCUGUUUCACUUGAAGCUCUAUCAUAUUGCGUUAAUUUGGAAACGUUAAUAUUUGAUAGAUGUCUUGGAUUGUCUGAUGAUAUCGUAGAACCUUUAUCAACUGCAACAUUUAGCCGACUAAAGAAAUUUGUGUUCAGGAAGAGUAUUGGAUUUCGAGAUUUACGUACUAUUCUUGCUCCUGCUGGUCAAAAUAUUCCACCACCUAAUGCACCUUUUCCUGUCAUGCCAGUGCCUUCAAUUUCAUCAAUACAACCAAAAAGAAUAUCAUCACUUAAUCAUCCACUUGCACUUAUGAUCCAAAACACUGCUGGAAAUUUGCAAGAUAUUCGAUUAGGUAAAAAAGUUUGGAAUGUUAGACGGCCGCUAGGAAUAGUUGCAAGAGGUGUAGGUGAUUUUCCACCACCAACAGUUCUUUCAACGAUUUCAAUGUAUUGUCCUAAAUUAGUAGUAAUUGAGACACAUGUAAGCAGAGAAACCCUUCCAUAUUUUCAAGCAGUUCUUGAGACAUGUAUACAUAUAGAACAAAUGCAUAUAUCGAUCGGAACCGAAUUAAUGGAUGAUGAAGUAUUUUGGAAAGACAUGUCAUUAAGAUUACCUGUAAAAUUAAGAAAUCUAAUGAUCGUUAUCGAAGGAACAUUUUUGGUUGAUGGUGUUACAUUGGCUACUGGGAAAUUAAGUAAUUGUAUUGAUGAUGAAUAUUUGUGUAUCAUUACACAGUAUGCAAAGAGGAUCGGAACGCUGAAACGACUGGCGCUGGCAAAACGUACAAAAGUUACUUCUGAAGGGAUGAGAAGAGCAUUGAUGGUUUUAGAAAGUGUUACUAAAACUGGCGAGUGGAUUGAUAAUGAUGACAACUUGAGAUAA
This is a messenger RNA of Dentiscutata erythropus, 1785 nucleotides long. Lineage: Eukaryota; Fungi; Glomeromycota; Glomeromycetes; Diversisporales; Gigasporaceae. The record is from the annotation of a GenBank genome assembly.